Camponotus floridanus (Florida carpenter ant) is the source of this 1862-nucleotide messenger RNA. Its product is annotated as xaa-Pro aminopeptidase 3. NCBI's taxonomy places the organism in Eukaryota, Metazoa, Arthropoda, Insecta, Hymenoptera, Formicidae. Gene Ontology annotation, cellular component: mitochondrion. The record is from RefSeq and is a predicted model, not a curated record. Bases 205 to 1737 code for a protein of 510 amino acids. Gene Ontology annotation, molecular function: metalloaminopeptidase activity; manganese ion binding. The transcript has 4 exons.
CAUGAUGACGUAAUUGGGCAAUCUCUCAUGUGUGUGAUGUAUUUAUGUGGCUAUGCAAAUUCGGCUUAAAGAUAUUUUAUAGGUUACGUUCUACAUUGUCCUAUGUCAAAUGUUGCAAAAUAUUACAGUAUUUAUUACAAAUAAAUAAAAUAAAAUCUUCACAAUAAGCACUGGUUAUACCUUUGCCAUAAACAGAGGAAAAAUAUGUUUAAUAGCAUAAAACAUUCACUAAGAUAUAAUGCAAGUAAAUUUGGUCAGUUAUUAACACAUUUCUCAGCAGAAACGACAACAGUUAAAAGCGAUCCAACGCAACGAGAAUGCACACGAAAUACUUAUCCACACCGCACAUGUGGACAGCCUACAUCGAUAACACAUCCUCACUUAAUAAAACCUGGAGAAGUACUGCCAGGUAUACCACUUCAGGAACUUGAGAGGAGACGUUCCAAGUUAGUAGAAAGCAUCACACUGGCGAUGCACACUAAGAAUAUACAUAGGCAACAAAUAGUCAUCAUACCUGCAUCACCCAAGAUCUACAUGUCUGAUAAAAUACCAUAUGUCUUUCGACAAAAUACAGACUUUCUGUAUUUCUCUGGGUGCCAAGAACCAGAGAGUAUUUUAGUGCUCACAUGCAAAGAAAAUAAGUCCUCGUUCACUUUAUUUGUCAGACCAAAAGAUGAACAUUCAGAAUUAUGGGAUGGUCCGAGAACUAGUGUUGAAACAGCAGCUGAAAUAUUUGGAACAGAUUAUGCCUUACCAGUUACAAAAUUUGAACAAUUUGUGGCUUCAUUCAUCCAGGAGGAUAAGAAAAGUAUCAUAUGGUAUGAUUAUGCUGAUGUUGUUCAACCAAUUUUACAUAAGAAGCUAUGUCAAUUGGUUAAAUUGACGGACAAUCAAAUAUUUGCUUCUCCCAAGACUUUAUUUCAUCAAAUUCGUUUAAUUAAGAGCGUUUACGAAAUCGAUUUGAUGCGAGAAAGCUGUCGAAUAGCUUCUAAUGCUAUUAUAAAAACGAUUCAAUCUUCGAAACCACAGAUGAGUGAACAUCAGUUAUUUGCUACUGUAGAUUACGAAUGUCGUAUGCACGGAGCUGAAUAUUUGGCGUAUCCUCCUGUUGUGGCAGCAGGCAAAAAUGCAAACAUAAUACAUUACAUUAGUAAUAAUCAAAUUAUUCGAAGUGGUGAUUUAGUUUUAAUGGAUGCAGGUUGCGAAUACCAUGGUUAUUCAUCUGAUAUAACGAGAACGUGGCCGAUUAAUGGAAAAUUUACACCAGAACAAAGAGUCCUUUACGAAAUAGUGCUUGAUGUUCAAAAAAAUUUAAUAAAGACCUUAAAAGACAUGCCAUCAUUGGACAACGUAUUUCGUCAUAUGUGCUUUCUUCUAGGAAAAAGGUUACAGGAUAUUAACUUGAUACCGAAGAACAUAGACGAAGAGAAGUUAUUAACGGCCGCGUACACGUAUUGUCCACAUCAUGUCAGCCAUUAUCUAGGAAUGGAUGUGCAUGAUGCAGGAAAAAUAUCUAGAAGCAUAAGGAUACAACCUGGAAUGAUAAUAACUAUAGAACCUGGUAUAUAUAUAAGCCCAAAAAAUCUUCAUGCACCACCACACUUUCAUGGAUUAGGUAUUCGUAUAGAGGAUGAUAUUUUAGUGACAGAAAACGGUUCGGAAGUUUUGACAAAAACUUGCCCGAAGGAAGUGGCGGAAAUUGAAGCUCUAGCGAGUCAAAAUCAAGGAUCAUGUUAAUAUUGUCAAUUCCAAACGUCCACUGUACAUACAAUAAGAUGGCUUUUUUAUUUACAUACAUAUAUAAACUAUAAAAUAUAUGCACGAAUAUCGCAUAUUAAUUGUGUACAUAAACAAUUGCAACC